Molecule: messenger RNA, 486 nt
Organism: Kuraishia capsulata CBS 1993
Lineage: Eukaryota; Fungi; Ascomycota; Pichiomycetes; Pichiales; Pichiaceae
Exons: 1
Coding region: 1-486 (161 amino acids)
Biological process (GO): mitochondrial translation
Cellular component (GO): mitochondrial large ribosomal subunit
Molecular function (GO): structural constituent of ribosome
Source: RefSeq, a predicted model, not a curated record
AUGCCACCAUAUAACGGAGCUAUCAAGGCGGUGUCCGUUGCCAGAAAUGGUGUUGGCGCCUUUAUCAGACCCUGCCGCAAAAUAACGCUGCAGUACUGUAAUGUCGGUGGAUCAUCGCAAGGUCUCAGAGACUUCUUGACGCAGAGGCUGACCAAGUUCGCAACCAAAUAUCCAGAGAUCGAGUUUCAGGUUGCGCUGAAAAGAGGACAUCCGAUAGUGCGUGGUCUGUAUAGCACAACUAUGGCUUCGAACCCAGCCAUUUUGACGAACGAUUCCACCAAGUUGGCCGACGUCCACACCAACGUCAAGACGGUGUGUUUGAGAAACCUGAAUAUUGACAACGUUGAAAACAAGUUGAAGCUGAUGGUGGAAUCUUCCGGAAAUAGGCUCUACAAGCCAAAACAAGCGGUUCAGUCGCUAAACCAGUCGGUUAGAGGCAUAUGGUCUCCAUUCCACGUGGAUAAAGACCACAGGUUCAAGAUUUAA